Molecule: messenger RNA, 1385 nt
Organism: Paecilomyces variotii
Lineage: Eukaryota; Fungi; Ascomycota; Eurotiomycetes; Eurotiales; Thermoascaceae
Product: transcriptional regulation of mitochondrial recombination-domain-containing protein
Exons: 2
Coding region: 180-1214 (344 amino acids)
Biological process (GO): DNA recombination; positive regulation of mitochondrial DNA replication
Cellular component (GO): nucleus; mitochondrial large ribosomal subunit
Molecular function (GO): structural constituent of ribosome; DNA strand exchange activity; single-stranded DNA binding
Source: RefSeq, a predicted model, not a curated record
AAUUGAUCCGAGCUUCGCAUCCCAACUUCGUCCAUUUAAGUAUCCAUCUGCGGCACUUUGUCCACUUACUCCAACUCCCAACGACCGCCUCCGUCUCUUCACUUGUGGGCCUGCGAUGCAAUAAGGGAUAUCUCUGCAGAGGAGGGAAUAAGUGCAGCGCACCGAUAUCACAGGCCGCAAUGGCCUCCGCACAGCCGAUCCAGAGACCGAUCCAAAAGAUCCUGGAUCCGACAAAGAUCGGAACCUGGAAUAUCGUCCGACGACCACCUAUUGAGAAUGGCAGUAUCAUCCAAGGGAAGCCGAGAGAACAGAGUUCGAAUGCUUUCAAGACAUUUCAAUGGCAAGAAGGGGCACGGCUACGGAAGGCUCUGAAUGCCCUCACUCACGGAAAGAACAUUUUCGUGUACAACAACAUCCGUACCAACCAAGUGGUCUAUUCCUUGACCCGAUAUCUGGAGAAGAACAGUGUUCUCUCCCAGCUCGUAUACCAUGGCAAGAAGACCGUUCCCGCGACCCUCCGAAAAGACAUGUGGGUUCCCUAUUUCUCCGCACAUUUCAACGAGAAGAAGGUCGGUCUGCGAGCCUACCACCUUCUUCGCGAAUUCUCCAUGCAGCGCCAAUUGGCCCCGCCGAGGGAGAUGAUCACGAUCACGGAGGAAUUUCUCCAGCAGAAGCGACCGCGCGAUCCUAACGAGGCCAAGAAGUUUGACGAGGAAUACCAGGGCAAGCUUGGUUGGUUGAUGGACAAGAAGCAGCGUGCCCGUGUCCUGAUGGACCAGAAGGCCACCAGUGUCGCAGAUCUGGCUGCGGUUCUCGCCAUUCAGGAGGAGGAACUCAAGAACGGUUUCGCAGAUGGAAAGAGAGGUUAUCUCACGCGGACGGCGAGACAGCGCCGUCGCGCUGCCCGCGAGCAGGAGAAUGAGCUGGCUGAGAAGCACGCCCAGCUGAUUGCGAACUUCGAAAAGGCCAUCAGCACCCCCGAGGUCGAGUACAAGAUCCAGGAACCCCACGGCAACACGGAAUACGACGUGCAGAACGAUGAGGUCAAGGUUCUCUGGUACGAUCUCCAGGAUGCACGAUACGCCGAAUCAUGGCCGGAGAGAGUCAGACACGGCGAGCUGGAGCUCACCCGUCAGCAUGUUAUUCCCGGACAGAAGCUGUUCGACCUGGACGUGCUGGCCGAUCACGCUUUUGAGGAGAAGAAGCAGGCAUAAAUGCCUACAUUUUUUCAUUUAAAUGAUCUCACGCUGUUCCGUGAAACGCACAGCUGAGAUGAACCUGGCACGCGUCUACUCCUAUAAUGCCAUAUCCUCUUUCUCGCACCCCUUUCUGGCGGAUCAAAAAAGAAAACCGGAGUUUAGGCAACCCCGCUUCCAUAUUCCUUU